Molecule: messenger RNA, 2046 nt
Organism: Hippocampus comes (tiger tail seahorse)
Lineage: Eukaryota; Metazoa; Chordata; Actinopteri; Syngnathiformes; Syngnathidae
Gene: eif2a
Product: eukaryotic translation initiation factor 2A
Exons: 16
Coding region: 160-1911 (583 amino acids)
Biological process (GO): translational initiation
Cellular component (GO): cytosolic small ribosomal subunit
Molecular function (GO): translation initiation factor activity; protein binding; mRNA binding
Source: RefSeq, a predicted model, not a curated record
UAACAAUGCUCAGCUGGGGCACAUCAUUCAAGUUAAAAAAUAAACCGCAUAGAUACGUGGACCUGAACCCGACUUCCACGCUGACGUGGCAGUGAGCGACGAGCCUUCUAAUGACGUAUUACCGGUUGGAGUGUGUCCCGCCUCUGGCACGUGAACAACAUGGCGCCGCCAGUCCCGCAGUUAGCAGUGAGGGGGUCGGACGGGACAUGGCUCUUCUGCAGUACCCCUACCUGCCAGGAGCACCCUUCCUUCCCCAGGGAUACUUGCGCGAGCCGCUGCCUGACGUUCAGCCGUGAUGGCUCGCUGUUGGCAUGGUGCAAUGGAAAAGUCGUGUCGGUGGCGCGGACGUCGGAUGGCUCGUCGGUGGCCACGUUGGAGCUCCCCAAGACGACCAUGCUGCAGUUCUCGCCUCUUGGCAACAUCCUGGUCACCUGGCAGCCCUACAGCAAGAGCGGCCAGGAGGCCCAGGGCGACGGCAACCUUCGUCUGUGGGAGCUGCCUGGCGGCGGCCUGCUCAAAGGCUUGUUCCAGAAGAAGGCGGACGGCUGGUGUCCCAGCUGGUCCCGAGACGAGAAGGUGGCCGUCAGGAUCGUCAGUAACGAGCUGCACUUCUUUGAGGACAACAAUUUCAACGUUAUCGCCAACAAGCUUCACUUGCAGAAAAUUUCCAACUUUGAGCUUUCGCCGGGAAGUCAUCCCAGCAAGGUGUGCGUGUACGUCCCUGGCAGCAAAGGGGCGCCAUCGUUUGUGCGCAUCUUCCAGUACCCGCAGUUGGCGGGGCCCGACGCCGCCCUGGCCACCAAGAGCUUCUUCAAGGCCGACCGCGUCAACAUGCAGUGGAACAACAAAGCGUCGGCCGUGUUGGUGACGGCGAGCACCGAGGUGGACAAGAGCGGAGCUUCGUACUACGGCGAGCAGACGCUGCACUACCUCCACGUCGGCGGAGAGACGGCGCACGUGCAGCUGCCCAAGAACGGCCCCAUCUACGACGUGGCCUGGAGUCCCAACUCGAGCGAGUUCUGCGUGGUUUACGGCUUCAUGCCGGCAAAGGCCACCAUCUUCAACCUCAAGUGUGACGCCGUCUUCGACUUUGGGACCGGCCCUCGCAACGCCGCCUACUACAGUCCGCAGGGUCACAUCCUGGUCCUGGCCGGAUUCGGCAAUCUUCGAGGUCAGAUGGAAGUUUGGGACGCCAAGAAGUAUCAACAGGUCUCCAAAUGUCAGGCCGCGGACGCCACUCACUUCAAUUGGUGUCCGGAUGGCGAGCACGUGGUCACGGCCACGUGCUCGCCGCGGCUGCGCGUGGGCAACGGCUUCCAGGUGCGCCACUACACGGGCGGCGUGGCGCACGCGUACGAGACCCCCGAAGGGGUGGAGCUGUGGGAAGUCCGCUGGCAGCCCUUCCCGGACGGAACCUUCCCAGAGCGACCGGUCCGCCAGCAGACGGCGAGCGCUCGGCCCGGCGCCCCGCAGGCCGCGCCCGCUCGGGCCUACAGACCGCCCGCGCUCAGGCACCUCCCGGCCGCCCCCACUUCCAAGCUGCACGAGGAGGAGGCGCCUCAGAACGCACGUCCCGCCGACAAGAAUUUGUCCAAAGCGGCGCUGAAGAAUCAGAAGAAACGAGAAGCUCGAAAAGCCGCCAAGCAGGAGCGCAAGUCCGAGGAGGAACCGCCCUCCGAGGCCGAGCCGCCCUCCGACCCCGCCCGCGUCGCCCCCAGCCGAUUGACGGAGACCUGCGGCGACCCUGAGACGGACAAGAAGAUCAAGAACGUCAACAAGAAGCUGAAAGCGAUCGAAGAGCUGAAGGAGCAACAAGCGGGUGGAAAAGUUCUGCAGAAGAACCAGCUGGAGAAGAUGCAGAAGGAGCAGCAGCUGCUGGACGAGCUCAAACUCUUGCAAGUGCAGCAGUGACACGCGCCCGCCGGCGAGCGGUGCCGCCCAAGAAAACCGACGCGCGAAGUGUCGCCGUGACGAAAGAAACGCCAGGGGGCGACGAAGCCACAACGCGCCCCGGAUUGCGCAACAAUAAAAGGCCCCUUUUCCAUA